UAUUUGAGGUUUCUGUGGGUACUGGGGAUAUUGACCUUGUAGCGAGAAUGCCAGACACUCCUUUCAUCGUUCGUAAAACCUCUUCACGUUGUUCCAGAAUGAUAGAUCAGAUGCACAAUAAAUACUUCCGUACGCAUAUGUCUGAAGAGGAGAAGAUUGCUGCUGACGAGAGCCUUAAAGUGUAUUGCCAGCCUAGAGAUCUCUACGUCAUUCUUCAGCGUCAUGCCAUUAAGAAUCCCUUGUUUCUUCAGCGAAGUUUGAAUUAUAAGAUUGAAGCCAAACAUCAAAGGAGAAUACAAAUGACUUUGUUCCUUCCGGGCAGUAAAGAUCCUGCUGGUAUACAAACUCAGAAACUGUUUCCUUUUUUUAUUGUGCUGGCAAAACUCGUUUCUUCUAAGACUACUGCAGAGUGUUCUGCAGUAUAUAAGUUCAGUCGAGCAUGUAUCCUAACUGGGGAUGAUGGAGUUAGUCAACCUCCAGCCAACUUUCUGCUCCCUAGAAUGGAUAGACUUGCAUUGGAUGCAAAAUCAGGAUCACUCGCUAUCUUAUUUAUCAGCUUUGCUGGCGCGCAAAAUUCUCAAUUUGUCAUUGAUCCAAGCAAGCCCCAUUCAGGUAUUUUCAGAGGACUUUGCCUAUGGAGCAAAAUACCCUUGGAAUCUCUCUAUUUGUCGUGGCAGAAAUAUCCAAAUAUGGACUUGGGAGAGAAAGCUAAUUCAGUCUCUCUUGUUGAAAUGCAGCCUUGCUUUUUACAGCCAAAGUACUCUAUGACUGAGAAGUGUUUCGUGAUUCAGGUUCCCAGCUAUCCCCUCACCUCGAGCUCACCGCAGCAAGUCCAAGUCACCAUAUCUGCACAAGAGGUUGGAGCAACGGAAAAUCCUCCUUAUCGUUCUUCAUUUUCAUUUAAUGACAUCCCUGCCUCUUCAGUAGUGUUGCCCAUUAGCUGGUUGAGAAAAGGACAAGUAGCUUACACUUACAGAUACUAUAACAACAAAUUAUAUAGAACUGAAGUAACUGGAGACUUUACUUGUCCAAUCUGCUUCGUAAAAUGUGCCAGUUUUAAGGGCGUGGAAUGUCACAUGCCAUCAACCCAUGAUUUCUUCAAUUUUGAAUUUUGGGUAAAUGAAAAGUAUCCGGCUGUAAAUGUCUCUCUCAAGAGUGAGACAAUGAUCAACGAGUUUUUCAAUUUAAAUGUUCAUAAAAAACAAAUUCAAAUUACUGAGGGCGACCGUCACGCAAGGCUGGAACGAUACCCUUCCUCUUCAAAGAAAUCCGGACAUAGGAAGCAGAAGACUCCGUUAAGGAACCCAAUGCCGGGGCCUCUUAAGAUCACUGACGAUGCUAACUCUGUUAAAAAUGAGAAGAGCCAAAUACCACCUGGGGGUGCUAAGUUAUAUACUCAAUUAGUUCCUCCUAGAAGUCCCGCAGAAUUGCAAAUGAUGCAAAUGUGGAACUCUUUUGUGAAGGAGCGCCGAGUAGUCGAAAAUGGUCGCAUCUCCUUGGGAUGUGAGGCGUUCUCAAAACUACACGGACCUCUCAUGGUCCGAAAUCCGGACUUGCUCUGGUGCUGGACAAAGUAUAUCUGGACACUGAAGAUUUACGGCCGUAUUGACGACCGAACCUUGAAGAACUGUAAUUUGUUUAUCGAACAGGUUGCUAAGUGAAGACCUAGCUAGAAGCCUUUAUUUAUGCUUUAGAAAAAACUCUAAACAAUAGGAAAAGGGAAUGAGAGUAGGUUUUAACUACUUUUGGACCCCUUUAUUAUCCUUUUUCGUGUUGGAUGUUAUUAUCUUACAUUAUUCCUUUUCCGUUUGAGUGUUAUUAAAGUACUUUUAUUCUGCUUUG
Raphanus sativus (radish) is the source of this 1842-nucleotide messenger RNA. Its product is annotated as polycomb group protein EMBRYONIC FLOWER 2-like. Lineage: Eukaryota; Viridiplantae; Streptophyta; Magnoliopsida; Brassicales; Brassicaceae. Gene Ontology annotation, molecular function: chromatin DNA binding. The record is from RefSeq and is a predicted model, not a curated record. The transcript has 18 exons. Gene Ontology annotation, cellular component: nucleus. Bases 48 to 1661 code for a protein of 537 amino acids.